Molecule: messenger RNA, 1361 nt
Organism: Funneliformis geosporum
Lineage: Eukaryota; Fungi; Glomeromycota; Glomeromycetes; Glomerales; Glomeraceae
Source: the annotation of a GenBank genome assembly
CACAAUUCAAAUUGCAAAUUUAUCUUUUAAAAGUACAUACAUAUGAAAUGACUAUGUAUUUAAUCGAUAAUUUGUGGGAUAAAAAUAUGUUAAAUGUUCCGCAGGCAUAUGGUUUAAUUAAAUUACAUAAACAACCUCAUAAACUCCGCAUAAUUACCCCUGUGGUUAAUUGGAUUAAUGUCAAAGCUGCGCAAGAUGUUGCUAAAUUUUUGCAACCUUUUGUUGAUCAACUCCCGCAUAUUUUACCUAAUUCACUUGCAUUACUUAAUGAUCCAGUGAUGACGGAACUAUCCCAAAGUCCAAUCGUCUGUUCGUUUGAUGUUUCGGAUAUGUAUAAUUCCAUUGAUCAAACUGAGUGUCUAAUAGCAAUAGAACGUUUGGCAUUCAAUCAAGGCUGGAUGGAUGCAGUUGGUAGUGAUACUCCCAAUUAUAGAAAAUGGAAACAAAUCCUCACUCUUGCAUCUUGGGUUUUUGAAACCUCCCUUUUAGGUUUUGCCGGUAAUACGUUUCUUCAAAAACGUGGCUUACCUAUGGGCUCCCCCUUGUCUCCGGUUCUAGCCAAUCUAUAUUUAGCACAUUUAGAAUUAAUAUCUAUAGAAAGACUUAGAAUUCCGGUUACCUUUCGUUUUUUCAGAUACCUUGACGAUAUGUUAUUUAUUGAUACUCAUGGUAAACUGUUUAGAUAUUAUAAAGGUAAACACCCUUCACUUCACGCUAUUGAGUUAUUUCUUGAUUAUAUAACUGCGGAAGCUGGUAACUCAUCUUUAAACUUUGAAUUUACCGGGGGUGCUAAUAAAGUAAACGAAUAUGUUGAAUUUUUAGACCUUAGAAUCGGCAUAGUCGAUGUAUCUUCUGAUCCAGAUAAUGUAAAAUUUGCUUUUUCUACCGCUGUGUACGACAAACCAACUAAUUUACAUAUAUACACCGAUCCUUCUACGUUCUAUCCUUUCCAUUAUGUCUAUAAUUGGAUACAAGGAGAAAACAUUCGUCUAAUUCGAAACUCGUCUUCUAACAAUAAUUAUGAGUUGACCCUUAAUCGGUUUAAACAAUUUCUUAUUCGCAGAAAAUAUCUUGAAUAUGAUAUUAAUCGUUUUAUUCGAUUAAACCCAUACGAGCAUCGUUCCAGACUACUUUUAUCUGAAAAACCUCACAUUGAUGAGGCUACGUUAGAGUUAAGAGAAUCUAUAAAUAAGCGACGUUACAUUAUGGUUCAGAACACGGGUGCUCGUCCUAUACUUGUAAAAGCCAUCCGCUAUAUUGCGAACUUCGACCAAACGGAGCCAUUCACUCCAGUUGUCCGAAAAGGCAAGUCAAUUAUUUCCGUUCUUAAUAAGGCGCGUAAACAUGUGAAGCCCCAGUAA